Messenger RNA from Moneuplotes crassus, 1677 nucleotides. The record is from the annotation of a GenBank genome assembly. NCBI's taxonomy places the organism in Eukaryota, Ciliophora, Spirotrichea, Euplotida, Euplotidae.
AUGGAAAAACUUAAGACCUCUGAAAAAAUUGAAAAAUGGCUCAAAAAUAAACUGGCUAAGCAACCAUGUGAUUCGAACAGAGAAAAUGGGGGAAAUAUUCAUACUAAUAUUUUUGACAAAUAUGAUGCUUUGAUCAGUAAAUAUAAGAUCUGAAUUACGAAUGAUAAAGCUGCUAAAUCUAAGAGAAAUAAUACUCAAGGCUAUAAGAAUGGGCUAGGCGGGAAAAACACCAGGACUAUUGACUCGAAAAGACUGCUUCCAGAUACUACUAAGGAUAACAGUAAUCCGUACAAGGUUAAUAAGAGUUUUAGCACAAGAAAGGCAAGUGUGCCAAUAGAAAAUCUGAAUUCUCAUAUUAAUCUUCAACAAUACUCUAAUUUACCUGAAAGCCAAAGAGCGAUGAGCAAGAAGAUCAAUAAAUUAAGUGUGGAAAAUCUCAAGGUUCUGAAAUCUAGCAGGUCAAAGCGAAAAGCUCUGUAUAAACAAAGAAGCGUGCAAGGCUCGCUUCAUGUGGCACCAGCUACACCAACGGCCCAGAAUAUAUGCUUAUGUCAAAAGAGAGAUAAAUUCGCUCUUCCAGUCGCAAAGAUAUCGAAAGGUCGGAAUUUAUACCACAGCCAGAACAAUCCGAUACAAUUCAAGACCCAAAGCGUAGAUUUUCCUCGAACCAAAGUGAACAUUUGGGCAGAUGAAAAGAAAAACAAAAUAGUACGAUACCGUAAAACUGAAGAAAUGAGAGGAGCCCUUGAGCGGCAGAAAAAGGAAAAGCUAGCUAGAGAAGCUCAAGAUCAGCAAAACAUCAAAAAAGAAUAUGAAGAAAUGCUAGGAAAAAUAAAAAUUUACAAAGAUGAUCUCAAGACUGAAGCAAUUCAGAAGGUUCAUAAAAUGAACCAGCAGAAAGAAAUCAUGGAAGAGAAUAAGAGUCUCUACCAGAGAAAUCAAAAAUUGCAACAGGAAAUGGAUAAGAAGGAGACCAUGAAGGAAAAUCCACAAUAUUUGAUUGAACGGGAGAGACAAGACAAAGAAUUCUCAGAAAAAUAGAAGCAAGGAAAGAAAAGCUCUUGAUUUACACUAUCUUACUCAGAUAAAAGAAAACCAAAAAAGGAACAUUGAACUCAAAAAACUAGGCCAAGACACCUCCCAGACCACUUCCUUCCUGUCCAAACUUAAAUCCCACCAGCCAAAAAUCCCAAAAUCCCCAUUCAAACCCCCCAAAACCUACCUCCCUACCCAACCCACCCACUCCAAACCCUCAGAAAACCAGAUAUCCACCCUCACCAAACUCCAAACCUUCCGUGCCCUCCAACGCUCCCGCCAGACCAAAGCCAUUUCCCUCUACAACAAAACUUCCCUCCACUCAAAACCCAGUCAACACCAAAACCUCCCUGCACUAGCUGGAAAGGCCAGUCCCACUGGCCUUUCCUGGUCAGAAGGAAAGGAUGUAGAGACAGUGCUAAGGAAGGGGAAGCUUAAUAGGGAGGGGAUUAGGUAUUUGAAGAUGAGUUCAGUGGAGAGAAGGGAGGAGCUGGAUAGGGUGCUGAAGGAGAUGAUUGGUAGGAAGGAUAGGGAGAGGAGGAAGAAGGGAGUGGAGAGUGGUGAGUUUGAAAGGACAGAUCAAGAAAUAUACUUCCCCAAAGGAUUUGAGAUGUUUUAGAUUCAAUUUUGUUCAUGGAAAUG